CACCAACAGACUGGACAACUGCCCAUCAUGUCCUCCCCAUUGAUCCUUCUCCCCGGCGACGAGGUCCCGUCAGAACAUCUCCCCUCCCACGAUUCCGCGCCGCUGAGACUGGGCCCCGGUCUUCGUCUGCUUUCGCAACCGUCUACAUCACCCGCGCCCACCGAUGCAUCCACCCAUGUCCUCUCCGCCACCCAGGCCGGUAUCCUUUCGACAGAUCCUAAAAGGAACGCAGUAUCGAUUCUCUCGUUCCCGAAUCGCCGCUACGUCCCGACCACGAAUGACCUAGUAAUUGCGCAAAUCCAUCACUCCAGUCCCGAUUAUUUCCACUGCAUGAUCACACCCCAGACCCCGCAAGCAGUGCUGGGACAGCUAUCGUUUGAAGGCGCGUCAAAGAAAACACGACCGAUGCUGAAACAGGGCGACUUGGUCUACGCGCGUGUAUUGUCCACGGGUCUGGGGCCUGGAGCCGAAAUCGAGCUCACCUGCGUCAACCCUGCGACUGGAAAGGCCGAGCCCGGGGGUCUGGGCCCAUUGACCGGCGGCAUGGUCUUCGAUCUUUCUAUUGGCAUGGCCGCCCGAUUGAUGCGAGCCGGCUCGUCUACAUCGGAUAAUGAAGACGGAGUGGAAGGACUGGUGGUGCUAGAGGAACUGGGCAGAAAACUGGAGAAAAUCGGAGGAUUCGAGCUCGCGGUCGGGCGAAAUGGCAAGGUGUGGGUGGACUGUGCGAACGGGGGAGAAUCGGCCGUCAAGGCGACGGUGGCGAUUGGACGGUGUCUCAAUACCAUUGACGAGCGCAAUUUGCAACCGGCAGAUCAGAGGAAGUUGGUUUCGAAGCUAUUGCGAGAAAUGAAGGUUGAGACCUGAAGCAUCUCUAGCGGAUACCAUCUCCUCGAGCCCUUUUUCGUAUUUUCGUCUUGGUUGAGGCUAUCUAUUAUUUAUGCAGUAAAUGUAAAUACGAUUGUAUACGACAGACCAAUUCUAACAGCAAGCAAUGGC
This is a messenger RNA of Aspergillus steynii IBT 23096, 996 nucleotides long. RefSeq names its product exosome non-catalytic core subunit RRP40. Gene Ontology annotation, molecular function: RNA binding. Gene Ontology annotation, biological process: poly(A)-dependent snoRNA 3'-end processing; exonucleolytic trimming to generate mature 3'-end of 5.8S rRNA from tricistronic rRNA transcript (SSU-rRNA, 5.8S rRNA, LSU-rRNA); nuclear polyadenylation-dependent rRNA catabolic process. Lineage: Eukaryota; Fungi; Ascomycota; Eurotiomycetes; Eurotiales; Aspergillaceae. Gene Ontology annotation, cellular component: cytoplasmic exosome (RNase complex); nuclear exosome (RNase complex). The transcript has a single exon. The coding region runs from base 28 to 864 and encodes 278 amino acids. The record is from RefSeq and is a predicted model, not a curated record.